Molecule: messenger RNA, 1004 nt
Organism: Fasciola hepatica (liver fluke)
Lineage: Eukaryota; Metazoa; Platyhelminthes; Trematoda; Plagiorchiida; Fasciolidae
Source: the annotation of a GenBank genome assembly
UGUGGCACAAAAACUGUCAUAUCCAUGGUAGCAACCGGACUCAGUACCGUAUGCAUCCAGAAUUGGUCCGAUUUUCCAGUCGAGUGUUCUAUGACAAUCAAAUCCAGAGUGGAGUCACGGCGUUAGAUCGAAGAGGAUGUCCUCGGUUCCGUUGGCCUAGUUCGGACAUACCGACAUUUUUUUACUCCGUGGAAAGUGAAGAACAGCUUGCUCCUAACGGAGUGUCAUAUUGGAAUCCGGAGGAAGCGAAGGCUGUGAAGGCCAUUAUCUGCAAAUUCAUUGAUCAGGGUGUAAAUCCAAGCGAGAUCGGAGUGAUCGCUCCGUACGUCGGCCAAAAGACAUACCUAAUUCGUCAGCUGGCUUCAGUGGCCAACAGACGAAACCAAGGCGUUGAGGUCUCCAGUGUGGAUGGAUAUCAGGGCCGUGAAAAAAACUAUAUCAUUCUGUCUUGUGUUCGAUCUAAUCGGAAUCGGAAUGUGGGAUUCUUGAACGAUCCUCGACGUCUGAACGUGGCCUUGACUCGUGCUCGUUACGGCUUGAUUAUAAUUGGAAAUCCGGUCACCUUGAGUAGGGAUCCUCUGUGGAACGAACUGCUACAUUUUUACCACGACCAGAAUUUGUUGGUUAAAGGAUCGAUCGACAGUCUGCAGCGGGCCGCACUGAUUUCAAGAAAACCCAAAUCUCACACCAGGGAAGAGGAAUUAUCGGUCGUGAUUUUUCGUGGAAACAUCGCAGGUAAUGUGGAGAAUAAUAACGGUUCCUUUUCUACAGUCGACUCCAUCAAGUACCUACGGUUAACAAUAAAUAGCAAUCUCAGGCUAUCCAAACACGUUCAGUUAUGUGUUGGAAAACUGUGGCGUUUGUCCAUCCGCAUAAUCAAGCCAGUCUACUUGAUUCAAUCAGUGUGUUCUCUCCAGCUGACUAUACUGUCUCCUGAAACAACUCUUCGAAGUUCAAUUUCACUGUUUGAUGGUAAUCAGUCAUGUUUUUCUGAAUUUCGUUGA